AUGAAAAAUGACAAGUACUCAAAGUGUUUCCCAAAGGAUUACCAAAUAGUUGACAAUGAAGCAAAGUACAAGCAGCGAGAUAUUGGUUUGUUUGUUUUGAAAAAAGGAAUCAAUUUGGACAAUAGGUUUGUAGUUCCAUACAAUCCAUAUUUGUUGAUGAGAUAUCAAGCACAUGUCAGUGUUGAGUGUUGCAACAAGGGAAACUCAAUAAAGUAUUUGUUUAAAUAUGUUAAUAAAGGACUAGAUAGAGCCACAAUAGAGAUUUCAAACCAAACUAAAAAUGGCCAGGUACUAGAUGAGAUAAAAGAGUACUAUGAGUGCAGAUAUUUGGCCCUGUGCGAGGCUAUUUGGAGGACUUUUGAGUAUGACAUCCCUCAAAGGUGGCCUCUUGUUAUAUGGCUUUCAUUUCACAUUGAAAAUGAGUAG
Messenger RNA from Cicer arietinum (chickpea), 426 nucleotides. RefSeq lists its product as uncharacterized. The record is from RefSeq and is a predicted model, not a curated record. NCBI's taxonomy places the organism in Eukaryota, Viridiplantae, Streptophyta, Magnoliopsida, Fabales, Fabaceae.